This is a messenger RNA of Ilex paraguariensis (yerba mate), 299 nucleotides long. The record is from the annotation of a GenBank genome assembly. Lineage: Eukaryota; Viridiplantae; Streptophyta; Magnoliopsida; Aquifoliales; Aquifoliaceae.
GCUUAGCGGUUCUAGAACCAUCAAUGAUUGGUGAACCGGCAGAUCCAUUUGCAACCCCUUUGGAAAUAUUACCCGAAUGUCUCGCUCGCGUAUCACCCGCUGGCGGAUCGGCCGCUCUUCCCUUUCCCUCUGGAUUGUGGUUCAUCCCUCAUGGAGAUCGCUCCCUCGCUCGUGUACUUGAGCCCGCUCUAUUCGGCUUUCUUUACUCGACUUGUCUAAUGGCCCCGUUGCAUAUGGACUCGACUCGCACUAGUGACGCUUUACUAUGCACAUAUCCGAAAGCGGUGAUAGCUUUCUAA